Molecule: messenger RNA, 3953 nt
Organism: Acipenser ruthenus (sterlet)
Lineage: Eukaryota; Metazoa; Chordata; Actinopteri; Acipenseriformes; Acipenseridae
Product: tumor necrosis factor ligand superfamily member 9-like
Exons: 3
Coding region: 325-945 (206 amino acids)
Biological process (GO): immune response; positive regulation of cytotoxic T cell differentiation; positive regulation of activated T cell proliferation
Cellular component (GO): plasma membrane
Molecular function (GO): tumor necrosis factor receptor binding
Source: RefSeq, a predicted model, not a curated record
AUGGAAAGGUUUUCUCUGUGAGUAUGUGUGUCUGUCUGUGUGUGUUUGAGUGUGUGUGUGUGUGUGUGUGUGUGUGUGUGUUUCUGACCGCUGGGGAAAUCCACUACGCUUCCUUUUUUCAGUGACAUAUAAACUAGUCUGACAGAGGCUGCUGUCAGUUUGACAAUUCAGAGACGGGAACUCUGCCUGAACGAGACUUAUCACAACUCUAUAAAAAGGACUUUUUCUUUCCGACAAGCCAGAACCGGCGCUUUUCAUUCAUAACAGAUUGCUAUCGCAGGCUAAACUAUCUGGAGCGCGUGGAUUUGAAAGAAAGAAAAAAACAUGACUUCGAUUAACCCAGAAAGCUUGCAGAAACAUCCUCACAGCAGAGGGCUGGAGAAAUGCCUUGUGGGAUCUGUAAUUAUACUUUUCAUCACGGUCGCUGCUGCGUGUGUCUGCUUCUUUAUCGUAAUACAAGGGAUGCAACUCGAGAGGGAGCAAAAGAAGGACCUUGCCUUUGGACAGAACUGUGCCCAUCUUCUGGGAAAUACUGUGCUGCUCAAGAACGUGACAAUGGAAUGGUCAAGCAGCAAAGGAAUGGGCCAAGCUUUUGUGGGGGACCAGUUCAGCUACGACAAUGACUUACACAUGCUGAACACCAAAGCGCAAGGCGUGUUCUACUUGUACCUGCAGAUGAACGUCAGGUGCACCGGCCCCCGGUGCAAGGCUGCAGGCAGGGUCACCAUCACAGUCUUCAAUUCGGAUGACGGAGAUCGCAGCGUGGCACUGGAGUGCGCGAUAGACAUACCCACAGACAGCAGCACGAAGCCUAUUUCCAAGAACUGUGUCAGUCUGGUGAGCGUGCUGGAAGGGAACAAGAUCUACGCCCACUUGACCUUCUCGGGGGAACGUGACACAGACUGGCAGCUAGACAACACUGAUUUCGGGAUCUUCCUGGUGUAGGACGUUAAUUCCUGUACUAAAAAUAAAAAAAACGCUGUAGUGAAUAGCAUGGUUUGAACAAAUCGAGGAACUUUUCAAGAAAUAAGAAGAGGUUCGGCUGGAAAUCAAGGGGGAUUUGUUCUUCCACGGUCUUCUCACGGCUCCUCCUGUCCAGGUCCACUGGGACUUGAUAAAGAGCGGGACACAGCAUGUCAAGGUGGUGUUCCGUGGAGGAUGAUUCUUUAGCGGGGGGACCAGGGCAUAAAUCCUGACCCGAUGGUGCUUAAAAGAUGUCAACUACCCAAUAGGGAGCGGGACAAUACAGAUCUCUCCGUACACACUGCUGAAAAGGAAGUGUUGAGAGGCGAUCAGUGUUUUGGUGCUGUUAGGCGUGAGACAACUGGGGUUUGCAUCUUCAAAUGCUAUGUGACUGUAUAAUCGCUGGGACUGUUUGUUAAUCAUUUAUAUGUAUUGUUGUUUGCGUACAGAAAGCACUACUGUCCCUGCCAUAGGGACCCCUGUGUCUUGUUUUCAUGAACCAGAACUGUGCAGGUUUCAAACAAAUCGGCACAAACUGCCUAAAAAUAUGGAUCAGGUACUUGGAGUCACAUUGUUGGUUUUUGAAUGUAAAGCAAGGAGGCACUUUAACUGGAAGCACUAUAUAUAAUGUAUGGUUACUACUACAAUUUGUAGCUUGUUUGGGUAGUUUUCACCCACUAUUAGGAAAUCAUUUCUACUGUAAACAUCUGUUCAUGAACAUGUAACUGUAAUACACACACCUACCCUUACAGUCCAUUUCCUGUUUCCUGUCAGUUUUCUCACAGGCCUUGUCCUCAUUACUGUUAACUGUUCCAUUUGUAAAGGAAAUGCCUGUGACUUCACUUCCUGUUUACUGACAAAUGACUUCAGCACAGUUUUUUUUUUUCGUUGUCAGCAUUUUGACACCGAAGCGAAACUGGAUUUUCUGUUUCCAGAAAAAAAAAUGUACGCUGACCGCAACAGAACCAAAACUUUUUUUUUUUUUGGUUCAUGAAAUUCCUUUAACUAGUUUUAUAACUAUUACGGCUAUACUAAUAAUACUGAGAACUACAUACAGCUAUGGACAAAAGUUUUGCAUCUCUUAGAAUUUUAGGACUGAGACAUAAAAAAAAAAAACUAUAUGAACAUAAUUUAUAUUUAACAUCAUGCAAUCAAAGAAACUACAAAAUGAUGUCACAACCAAACGUCUACCGGAAGCCAUAAUAGUAGUACAGUAUGUCAUGUUAGAUUUUGAAAUGUUUCCAAUUUUUGUCGGUUUUUCCUUUAGUAUAUAAGAAAACUACAAAGCGGUACGUCAUUCAAUAUGUUAAGGUAACAUUAUUCAGCAGGUUUCAUUAUAUGUAGCACAAUGUGUUCAUUCUAUAGGAUGAUGCAAAACUUUUGGCCACAGCUGUCCAUAGACAGAGCUCUCGGGUGUUACAUGAAUAUAUUUUUAUGUUUGAACUUAUAUGAAAUUGACCGUAUUUUAUAACCAUUCAAAAUAAAAGCACUGUUCUAUUCCUGUUUCAACUGAAAACGAACAAAAGCUGUAGCAGUUGGUCCAGUAAAAUUUACCAGGAGACGGAUGUGGUCAGUUUAAUCCCCGCUAAACCACGUAUGGAUUUUAUUAGAGCUUUUGAUCUUGGCUGAUUCACCAAGGCUACAAAUUGGUGCAAUCUGAUAUGACUGUAUAUGCAGGUUUAUGUGGGUUGUUACCAGCUGUUCAUUCUUGCAACCUUCGAACAAAAGUUUGGGAACGAGAAAAAGGCCUCAAGGUCCUUGUUAGCACAGCAUUCUCCCCUACUGCUGACCAAAACUGCACACAGUGUUCUAGAUGGGUUGUAACUAGAGCAUUGGAUAAUCUUAGCAUCUCUAGGUCAGCUCUUAAUUAUCCUCAGUGUCCACUUCUCAGAUGCCAAGUGUCUUUUGUGGACACAUCGUGCUGUUGCCCAGGUUGCUGGAUCCACUCUCAUGUCGUUGCUAUCAAAACCAUACCACUAUCGCACCACUGUGGCCAGGGCAGUAUCCUCGUUUUUGUGUAUUUGUUUUCCACUUUUGGGAUAAGUGCUGCUUUAAUAUUUAUAUGUCAUGUUUACAGUUUUUUUAUUUUUUAAUCUAUAUUCAUAUUUAUAACAUGUUUUGUUUUAUCUUGUAUUAUGAUGUUGAAUAAAUACAUAUUUUUAAUAAAAGGGAAAAAAUUACACUAUUUAGCAAAACCAGCUAACUGCAGUUAUCUUUAUUAUUAUUAUUAUUAUUAUUAUUAUUAUUAUUAUUAUUAUUAUUAUUAUUAUUAAUUUUAUUAUUUUUAUUAUUAUUAUUAUUAUUGUUAUUAUUAUUAUUAUUAUUAUUAUUAUUAUUAUUAUUAUUAUUAAAAGAAAAAAAUACAUUUAUAGGCCAAACAGAGAAAGAUACAUUGAACGUCUUCUGGUUUUUAUUCCAACUGAGCUCUCAAUUACUGAACUAAGCCCUUAAAUCUGCAACAUAUUAGUUCAAUUAAGGGUGUAGUUAAGUAAUUAUGAGCUCAGUUGGAAUGCAAACCAGUAGAUACAGAGGGACCCCAAGGCCAGGAUUGAAAAACAAUAUACAGGCUGCCAAGGGAGUGUCUUCAAAUUCACAUUCGAAGAGAGUAAGGUGUUAUCUACAAAUCAUUCUAGGAAAAAGAGUCAGGGAGAUAAAAGUGAUGAAUCAAAGGCUAGAUUUGUAUUUUAUUUGUUUUCUACGGCUUGUGAUUUACUGAUAUUCAUAUGAAUGGUUUCCUUAAAUUGGGGAUUUCAUUUUCAUUAUUCUAAUAGAAGGGCUAUAAAGUAUAUUUUACUCCAAAUGGAUGUAUAACUUUACUACAUUUCAGUAUUGCUGGUUUAUUUAUAUGACUGCAUAUGCAGGAUUUUGUGGGUUGGAAGACUUUAUAAUACUGAUGUACUGUAAAUAUGUUUAAGUGGAUCUCCUUCCACUGUGUGUCAGUAUAUUUCAUGCCAGUUGGAAAAUGGAAACACUUUUUAAAUGAAAUAAAA